Messenger RNA from Pieris rapae (cabbage white), 2887 nucleotides. It is a transcript of the gene Cep97, whose product is annotated as centrosomal protein of 97 kDa. The transcript has 16 exons. Lineage: Eukaryota; Metazoa; Arthropoda; Insecta; Lepidoptera; Pieridae. The record is from RefSeq and is a predicted model, not a curated record. Gene Ontology annotation, molecular function: protein binding. The coding region runs from base 128 to 2281 and encodes 717 amino acids.
GUGGCUAUAAAAAUGUUUGCCUAUCGAGAGCGGAGCGGAGUACCACUGUGUUGAUUUUUUUGAUUCAAUAAGCGUAGGUAGUCAAUGUUCAGCGUUAUGUCUAUAUAAAUAUUUAAUAUGCUGUAAAAUGGAUACUUCGAAAGAUGAAACUUUGGAUCUAUCGAGGCGUGGACUCAAGAAAAUAGAUAAAGCGCCUGCGGAAGAAUCAAAGCCGAUUAUUAGUUUAAUUCUAGAUCAAAACGAACUACAACGUUUAGACAACAUCGAUACUUAUAUUCGCGUGGAAAAUCUUUCAAUAUGCAACAAUUUGUUACUGAGAAUGCAUGGGGUAUCUCGUUUGACGAAUCUCAGGAUUCUCUCGUUGAACAACAAUGGAAUCUUACAAAUCGAGGGCUUGAAAGAUAUGAUCUAUUUAAAAGUCCUUAAAUUGGCUGGUAAUAAUAUAAAGUCAAUAGAGCAUUUAAACCAUAAUAUGCAUUUAGAACAUCUGGAUCUUUCAAACAAUCAAAUAUCCUUUAUAGCUGAUAUUUCUUUUAUGAAACAUUUAAAGCAUUUAAACUUAGAACAGAAUCGUAUAAUGGAUUUACGUCAGUGUGAUAGAUAUCUCCCAACACAGCUAAGUCACUUAGGAUUGGCCCAUAACAACAUUCCUGAUCUGAAUGAAGUCUCCUUCUUAGUACAUUUGACCGAACUCGAUAGCUUUACAAUACAGGGAAAUCCUUGUAUUGCCAUGGCCGGUAAAGAUAAACUAGGUUUCGAUUAUCGACCAUUCGUGCUCAACUGGAUAUUAAGCGUCAAGUCUAUUGAUGGAUUUAUGGUCAGCGCAAUCGAAAGCUUGAAAGCCGAAUGGCUGUACAGCCAAGGCAAAGGCCGGCACUUCCAGACGGGACAGCACCGCGAGUUAUGCGAAUAUUUGUCUUCAACUUGCCCCCUCACCGCUGACGCUCUGGAGACAGAGGAUCAGAGAAAACUUAGGCUCAUAUUGAGCAAGGCCCAGCAUCAUCAACAGCAACUGAAAGAUCAAAAUCACAGCCCCAACAGACCCAAACUGCAGUCGCCUCGAAUGCAAGCCCGCAUGACUCCGCGCCACGUCGGUCGAUCGCCCGAUCGCCUCAGCUCGAGCUACCACGCCGCCGUGUCGCGGACAUCGUCGCCUGCGCCCCACGCCCCGACGCACAAUCUCAUGUCCCUGUCCUGUUCUGAACUUCCCGCGCAAGACCCGUCCAGGGAAAAGCGAGUUCCAGAUCGGCAACUACUACCGCCCGUUCAGCGAAACACCCAAACCAAGCCGCCUGCGGUGGCAAAUCAGCCUCUGGAGGCCGCGUCUAAGAUGGUUCCGGUCCCGGAAUCCCUGAUGAGUCCGGACUACCAAGACCCCAUCUACGACAUCCGUAGGCCUCGGUCAGAAGUGCCCGAGAGCUCGGCGUCGACCGCUUCCUUGCAGUCCAGCAACGGCGGCGCCCACGAGGACAGGAGGAGCCGGAAAGGAUCGCCGCGUCUGUGCAAGAGCGCCUCGUCCUCGCCCAAGUCGAAGACAAAAAUGGAGCAGCGGGUCGGAAGAGCCGAUGCCGCGACAGAAAUUGCGAACGGACCGACGACGGCCGAUAAAUCGGAAGCGAUCAAGUUGGCGUCGAACCAGCGACACCAGAAGAAGGCGAGCGUGGAGAACUCGGCGGCCACCACCAUCCAACGCGUGUGGAGGGGCUACAGGAGCCGCAACCUCAACAGGGACACCGUGAGGAUCCUGCACGCCAUCCAGGCCGCGCGGGCCAGGCAGCACAUCCAGCGGCUCACCUGCGACAUGGAGGCCACGAAGGCGGCACUCGAGAGCGAGCGCAAAAUCCAGCAGCUGCAGAUGCAGGCCAUCAACGCCCUCUGGAAGAAGGUCUCCUCUUUACAGACGCCAGACGUCCAUAAGCCGAAGGUCGAUCUCGAGGAUAACGCGGACGCGUUGAGGCAGCUGACCGAGACCUGCGGCAAUCUGCAAGCUCAGGUGGAAGAGCUCCGAGGCAGCAUCCGGGAAGUGCUCCACUUCGUGUCUUCGCCCCGAGGCUUGUCGCGCGCCUCGCAGACCGACGUCACGGCCCUCGUGGCCUCGCAGGAGGAGCUGACGAAUCGGCUGCGGAGGCCUCGCUCCUUGGCCCUGAACGCCUCCUCGCCGCCGCCCGACACCGACAAAACCGAGGCGGACUCGAUACGUUUAGAGAGAACGGAGUCGAUCAUCGAAGACCGGGAGCCGAGCGGGGACCCGCGGCUCGAAAUGGAGAUCGUCGCCGACUGAAUAGCGUUCGAGUUCAUUUAACCGUCGGCAGCGAAGAGGGCGAAGGGGACUCCUCCCCUCCCCUCGUCGAAGGAAGUCACACGGGACGCGCUUUUUCGCUUAUUUCUUUUCUUCGCACAUUCCCACUAGAGGCCUAGAAGAGAAUUCGAGACUCGCGACUCUUGCGACGAAUUCUCUAUGGCCAAGAAGACAGACAGAAAGAAAGGACUUUUAUACAUUGACUGAUUAAUUUAAGUUUAUAAUUUAAAUAAGAGUCACCUUCACCGCCUCCGUGAAUCGCAGCCUCGCGUCGGGGCCGAAUCUCUACGCUUUAAUUAUUUUUAAUCGUUUAAAUAUUACUGAAAACGAGUUUUCCCGAGCGAACGAGAUCUCUGCGCUCGAGGACCGAUUCGGGAAAACUCGUGUUAAUUUUGUAAGAAUAUAGAAAAAUAUUUCAAGUCGAACGAGUAUUUUUUACGUUAGCGUAUUUGACUAGUCAUUUUAUCUCUCUCGCCCCGUGACGGACGUUCCGUUCAAUCGGCCGUCCUCUCGUCUAUCGCGUGUCCACCGUUUGUUAUCGUUUUGUUGGAGCCUGUAUUUAUUGUUUAUUAAACAUAAUUUGGUAAA